AUGGCCUACCCUUUUUCAGAAGAAGAAAAGAGGUUGAUCCUCGCAGAAGUCAUCAAGACCAGCAACUUAGACCUGGGCCAUCUGGUUGACUUUCUGAAAUUACACAAAACCGAGCCCAACUGGCUCAAAAUGCAGCUGCCUCCUGGCCGUACGAUGGAGCAGUGCAUACAAGCCACCGAACAGAUGUUCCAAGGGCCCAUGAGAAUACCAGAUCUGAAGCGCAAGCCUGUCGGUGAUCUCCUCGACAAGCCAUCCAAACGUCUGGCAGUAGCUUCUCCGAUGGAACCUCCUGCACAGCUGCCGCCACUGGCUUCUGCUUCACAAGGACCGUCUGCUUACGCGAAUCCGAUGUCUGUACGAUCUCUCUUACCAGCGCCCACGCAACUGCAGCAAACUCCACUGCCAAAUAUACAGCCGAGACAGAUGAACGCUGGCCCGGAGAGUGGCACGGCGUCCAACGGUUAUCCGAGCCCAAACCAGCCGCCCGCAGCGCCGCCUCCGCCUCCGCCUCGCCCUACCUCGGAGACAACUGGCGAGCCCCCAAGGAAGAAACGCGGGCGACCUAGGUCAACGGAAAAGGGCGUACCAGAGUUACCGGGCACUUAUACCUAUAGAGUCGACCAACCUAGGACACUGUCAGGUCGGUCCACGCCAAGCGAGACUCCCCGCGGCCGGUCUGACGAGAUGCGCCAAGAUCCAUACCCAGAGCGCGAGCAACUUCCAGAAUCGGAGAAAGAACGAGCCAUACCACAUAUUGGGCAUUUGACACAGGAAGGACUGGCGAGAUAG
Messenger RNA from Colletotrichum aenigma, 789 nucleotides. RefSeq lists its product as uncharacterized. The transcript has 5 exons. The record is from RefSeq and is a predicted model, not a curated record. NCBI's taxonomy places the organism in Eukaryota, Fungi, Ascomycota, Sordariomycetes, Glomerellales, Glomerellaceae. Bases 1 to 789 code for a protein of 262 amino acids.